CACUACUCCGUACUCCGUAGUAAUUAAUCCGUAGAACAACCAGCUGAACGAGAAAGCGCUAAGGGCAUCCACCCUCCUUUCGCACUAUUUUUCCAGGUUUUGACAAUUAAAUUACGAGUAAACAAUUUUGGGUCAAUCUCAAUUUUACUUCAGAAGUUGAAUUGAAUCACUCUCUUAGAUUAAACUGAAUUUGUGUGUUGUACAAAAACAUGAAUAUUAGAGGUUGUACUGGUAUUGCCAAACCUAGUUUCUUACUAAUACAAUUCGAUUUGCCAACUUUGAGGCUUGGAAAAGUACAUUUCCUUCCAUUACCAUGUAAUUCAUUAUCCAAUAAACAUGGGUUUAAGGUUAGAUUUCAGCACUCGGUUGCUGAAAGAUCUUAUUCUAGCUCCCGAGCUGCGAAACCGCACUCUGGCCGGGUGAAGAAGAAAGAAGAGGGUGCAUCGUCGUUGUAUUUACGUCCUAGCUUAAGUGAUAUGAAGCAGCAGAGAAUGGAGAAUCGUGCCCAGGUUUAUGAGUUUUUGAGGGGGAUUGGUGUUGUGCCUGAUGAACUUGAUGGCUUAGAACUGCCUGUGACGGUUGAUGUUAUGAGGGAACGCGUGGAUUUUCUCCACAAGUUGGGGCUUACGAUUGAGGAUAUUAAUAAUUAUCCGCUUGUUCUUGGGUGCAGUGUGAAGAAGAAUAUGAUUCCGGUGCUAGAUUACCUUGGAAAACUAGGUGUUCGAAAAUCUAGUGUCACUGAGUUUUUAAGACGGUACCCACAAGUACUUCAUGCUAGUGUUGUUGUAGAUCUUCAGCCUGUUGUUAAGUAUCUGCAAGGAAUGGAUAUUAAACUACUUGAUAUUCCUCGUGUACUCGAGAGAUAUCCAGAGCUCUUAGGGUUUAAGCUUGAAGGGACCAUGAGCACAUCUGUUGCAUAUUUGGUCGGGAUUGGGGUUGGUAGAAGAGAAAUUGGUGGGGUUUUGACGAAAUACCCUGAAAUUUUAGGAAUGAGAGUAGGCCGUGUCAUCAAACCUUUUGUUGACUAUCUUGGAAGUCUAGGCAUUCCAAGCUUAGCUGUUGCUCGAUUGAUUGAGAAAAGGCCUCACAUCCUUGGUUUCGACUUAGAAGCGAGGGUAAAACCAAAUGUUGGAUGUCUUUUAGAAUUUAAUGUCAGAGAAAAGUCACUUGCUGUAAUGAUUGCUCAAUAUCCUGAGAUUAUUGGGAUUGAUCUCAAGUCCAAGCUUUCCGCACAACAAACGUCAUUCAAUUCUAUCCUUGAUCUUGGUUCUGAGGACUUUGGACAAAUCAUACAGAGGAUGCCACAGGCUAUAAGUCUUAGUAAAACAGCAAUAGUGAAGCAUGUGGAUUUUCUCAAACUUUGUGGUUUCACUUUACAACAGAUUAAACAGAUGGUUGUUGGAUAUCCACAGUUGCUUGCACUGAAUCUGGAUAUAAUGAAGCUGAAUUUUGAUUACUUUCAAUUGGAAAUGUCAAGGCCUUUGGAUGACUUGGUUGAUUUCCCCGCCUUCUUCACAUAUGGUUUGGAGUCCACAAUAAAGUCAAGGCAUCAGCAAGUUGCGAAAAAAGGAUUGAAAUGCUCCCUUUCAUGGCUUUUGAAUUGUUCAGAUGAGAAGUUUGAACGACGAAUGAGUUAUGAAUCAAUAGACAUGGAGGAGAUGGAACCAGAGCCCACAUUUGACAUGAAAUCUUUAAUGGGAUCUAGAACAGACGAGUCAGAUUCUGAGAUUGAUGAUUAUGAUGAUGAAGAUGUGUAAUGUCUUUAUUCAAACCUGUAUUUCUCUUUUUCUAUGGGGUUGUGAAUUAUUUUGCUCUCCAACAAUUUGGGAAUGUCCAUAUAGAUAGUGGUAUUCUAAUAUCUUGAAGCAGCUGAACGUUGAUCUUUUAUUCUAAUGUGGGAAGUAAAUCCAAAAUGCAGCUCAUGGAAUGUGGAAAAAGAUCUCAAUUAUACCUCAGUUUGUUUAGGGAAGGGCUGCACUUGGUGGUUCUGCUCAACAAUCAGCGCAGUACUCUGAUGGCAGCAUUCUUGCCUUUGGGUUUAAGUUCUUGAUUUUUCCCAGCAUUCUCUGUUUGGUUUGUACUUUAGUAAUUGUAUUUUUUAUUUUUUUUGUUAUUUUGAGUAGCUUGUACAUGUUUCCACGCAUCUUGUUGUGUACAAGAGCUGUAAUUAUCGACCACAUUGAUGUUUGUUAUCAAGUGGCAAGAUUCCUGCAUCUCAAUUAAAUAUUGCUUUCUUAUCCAAAA
This is a messenger RNA of Chenopodium quinoa (quinoa), 2244 nucleotides long. RefSeq names its product transcription termination factor MTERF4, chloroplastic-like. Bases 210 to 1757 code for a protein of 515 amino acids. NCBI's taxonomy places the organism in Eukaryota, Viridiplantae, Streptophyta, Magnoliopsida, Caryophyllales, Amaranthaceae. The record is from RefSeq and is a predicted model, not a curated record. Gene Ontology annotation, biological process: regulation of DNA-templated transcription. Gene Ontology annotation, molecular function: double-stranded DNA binding. The transcript is spliced from 4 exons.